UUGUGAGUAAAAUGAAUUAAUAAGGUGAAGCAGAGAAGAGCACAAGAUUAUGAGCAAUCAAGGAAGUAAAUUUCCUCACUUGUCUGAAAUAAUUCAAGUGAUCUUAUUACUUUAGUAAUACUUGCUUUAGCCUUUUUGAUGACUUUCAAAAGCACUUUUUGGGCUAAAUCAUGAAUAUCUGUGUUACGUUCUUGAGGAGUCAAGGAUCUAUUAAAGGCUUGAAAUAUCAUUACAACCUUUAUUGGAAGUCUUCCUGUUUUUAGACAAUUUUUAUCAAAAGUUAUCUGUAUAUUGAAGUUAUCUCUCAUAACUUUUUGGCAAUAUUCUCUCAAUUGCUGUUCUUUUUCACUAUCAUUACUAUAAAUUCUCACUGUUUUAAACAAGAGAAUAUUAUUUUUCUCAAUAUUAUCAGAAAUCACCUUAAUACAAAUCUUAUCAUUCUCAAAAUCUAAAUACAGCGGAAAGUGGGUAUCUGUAUAAGGCACUGAUUGAUUUAUUGCCUCUUCUUCAACAACAUUUUGAUUAUCAAGAGGAUUUUCUUUGACUUCCUCCCUUUCUAUCAGAAGACCAUAGGGAUCACUAGUAUGGAUAUUAGAACUAAGUUUGACCAGAGAAAGCACUAAACCUUUGAAGUGGCUCUCACCUGACUUUAUUUACCAUCCCAGAUUCAUUAGCUCUUUGACACUGGUCGACCAUAUCAUCAGAAAAGUACAUUAUUAUAAUUUGAGUAUGAAUAUUUUAAGCAUAUAAAUACCUAAUAAAUUUUCAUGUUUUUAGAAAAUAUUCAUUUUAAAAACCCUGUCAAAUUUAUAAUGUUCUAAAUUGGCACUUUACGAAAAUUUUACAUGAAAACCAGCUGGGAUGAGCCAGUACAAAGCAACAUUUCUUGGGCUUAGUAGCAAGGGACUACUCAUCAGAUCUUAUAGAUAAUUGGGAAAGGUGCGUAUUAGGAUGGCACAGAAAUAAAUUUCCUUUAUCUGAAUCAAUUUAAUAAUUAUUAUCUUAUUUUCGAUCUUGAAGUGACCUAGGUUAUGUGCUGCUUCUUGAAACAGUAUAAAUGGUUCAUUUCCAGUGGAGGAUGCCUGGAAAUAAAUCAAACUUCCAACAGGAGCUCAAAGGUCUUUUCAGAGGAAAAUAACUUGAUUCCAUACUAUUUUUCCAAUGCUUCUAUAUUAUAAACUAUAAGGACUAAUUUCUGGCCAGAACUGAUUUGAUUUCACACUUCUUUAGCAAAAAGUUAAACUUUCCCGAUGACUGAUCAGCUAUAAGAUCGGCACCGGAGAGAUCAGAGAAGCUUUACUAUUAGUCUAUUUAAACUAUGCACUUCUUCGAAAGGUUCUGAUCUUUAAUUCAAGGGGCAUUUUUAUUACUAUAUGGACUUAUCAUUCCUCAUAGUUGAAGGAUAGUAGUCACUCCGAUUUC
This is a messenger RNA of Moneuplotes crassus, 1422 nucleotides long. The record is from the annotation of a GenBank genome assembly. Lineage: Eukaryota; Ciliophora; Spirotrichea; Euplotida; Euplotidae.